AUGUAUGCACCGCCUGAGCCUAACGAGGAGGAGGAUAAUGACGAGCAAGGUGUCGUUUUCACAGAUGUGGAAGAGUUGCUUGGGGCCACAGAAGGACAGUUUUCUCUUCCCCCGCAUUUCAGGUGUGCUUCGCAUACACUCAAUUUGAUCUCGUGCAAUGACAUCGACAAAUGGCUGUCCUCCAACAGUGACUCAAAAUGUGUGUACAGGAGUGCAACGGCAAAGUGCGCUGCUCUUUGGACAAAGACUGGACAUCAGAGCCCCGACAGAGCGCGAACAUCUAUUCCUAAAGGAAUACUGCAGUGUUUUGAAACCCCUGACGGUAGCACUGGAUAUAUUGCAAGGGGAAGACAACUGCUACUAUGGGACUCUUCUACCAACCCUGGAGACCCUGAUGUCCAGGACACUGGCACUCCAAAAUGGACUGUCGAGGAUGACAGCAAACCUACCGGGUGUAAUUGUACAGCUAUCAGGACGCGAUUCGCACCAGUGUUGGAGAGCAGUGAAGCUUUAUUGGCUGCCUUGACGUUGCCGAAAUUUAAAGUUCGAUGGAUUGUGGGAGCGGAGCGGAGAGAAGCGGCGCGUGCGCUGCUCAUCGCGGAGUGUCGCACUCUACCCCGUGAUGAAGAGCCGGCUAACAAUAAAAACCGAGAAGCCGCCGCACACAGCAGCGCCAAUGAGAAUGACUUUUUUUCUUUUGAUGAGGAAGAGGAAGACGCAAUGUCCAUUAGCGCAGACUCGGAGGUAUUUGAGUACAUGAGAUCAGGCUCAGAGUUAGAAGUCCUCAACCGUUUCCCCCGAGUGAAAGCUGUGUGUAUGAAAUACAACACUGCCACACCAUCCAGUGCACCGGUGGAGAGGCUGUUCAGCCUGGGAGGUAUUGUGCUUUCCCCCAGAAGAAACAGACUCUCAGAUAAACGUUUUGAAAGACUGCUCCUGAUGAGGUAUAAUCGCACAUUUUGUACUGAUGUGGAAUAGGUUGCCUGCCACCCAUGCUAUAGACAUAGCUCAAGCCUAUGCCUAAUAUCCUCUUUUUUUAUCU
Gymnodraco acuticeps is the source of this 1042-nucleotide messenger RNA. RefSeq lists its product as uncharacterized. Bases 1 to 978 code for a protein of 325 amino acids. Gene Ontology annotation, molecular function: protein dimerization activity. The record is from RefSeq and is a predicted model, not a curated record. Lineage: Eukaryota; Metazoa; Chordata; Actinopteri; Perciformes; Bathydraconidae. The transcript is spliced from 3 exons.